Theobroma umbraticum is the source of this 951-nucleotide messenger RNA. RefSeq names its product homeobox 1. Gene Ontology annotation, biological process: positive regulation of DNA-templated transcription. The record is from RefSeq and is a predicted model, not a curated record. Gene Ontology annotation, cellular component: nucleus. NCBI's taxonomy places the organism in Eukaryota, Viridiplantae, Streptophyta, Magnoliopsida, Malvales, Malvaceae. Gene Ontology annotation, molecular function: sequence-specific DNA binding; DNA-binding transcription factor activity, RNA polymerase II-specific.
AUGGAGUCGGGCCGUCUUUUCUUCAAUUCCUCCACAUGCCACGGCAACAUGUUGUUCCUGGGGAACAGUGACCCCGUCUUUCGAGGGGCAAGAACGAUGAUUAGCAUGGAGGAAACCUCAAAGAGACGACCCUUUUUCAGCUCGCCGGAGGACAUGUAUGAUGAGGAGUACUACGACGAGCAGUUGCCGGAGAAAAAGCGCCGCCUUACGGCAGAGCAGGUGCAUCUGCUCGAGAAGAGCUUUGAGACAGAGAACAAGCUGGAGCCAGAGAGAAAGACCCAGUUGGCUAAGAAGCUAGGGCUGCAGCCAAGGCAGGUGGCCGUGUGGUUCCAGAACCGCCGUGCUAGGUGGAAGACAAAGCAGCUUGAAAGGGACUAUGAUCUCCUCAAAUCUUCUUAUGAUUCCCUUGUGUCAAAUUACGACUCUAUUGUCAAGGAGAACGAGAAGCUGAAAUCUGAGGUGGCUUCCUUGACUGAGAAGUUACAAGCCAAAGAUGCAACAGCAGAACCGGUAAUAGGUCAAAAGCCUGAACCCGUCCCAGCGGACAUGGUUUCCUCCCUCCAAUUCAGUGUGAAGGUUGAGGACCGCCUGAGUACCGGUAGUGCUGGGAGCGCAGUGGUCGAUGAGGAUGCCCCACAGCUCCUGGACAGCGGUGAUUCAUACUUUCCAAGUGAUGGAUACCCCGGAGGAUGUGUUGGCCCUGUCAAUGGGGUCCAAUCGGAGGAGGAGGACGGCAGUGAUGAUGGCCGCAGUUACUUCUCCAAUGUGUUCACGGCCUCGGAGGAGCAGCAGCAGCAUGAAGAAUCAUUAGGAUGGUGGGUCUGGUCCUAAAUGACCCCUUUAAUAAUAUCUGUACUAUUUUAAUAGUAUAUGAUGCUCUAAGACUACAUAUGAGAACCCCUAUAUAUGGGGAAAAGCAUAUGAAUAAAAUUUGUUUUGACUUCUUUUUGA